AAACUGAGCAAGUCCGAGUUUUUAAAUUUAAAGUCCAAGUAUGUUGAAAGUUCCCAUGUCAGAUCGAACGAAAUGAAAGUCUUUAUGAACGAUUUAGAACGAGCCAAUCAGAGAGCAACUUUGGCAGAAAAAGAGGCGUUGACGCUUAAAAAACAGAUCGAGACGGCAAAACAAUCAUUAUACCAGACUAAUACUAUAUACCAGGACUCGGGCAUGGACAAAAGUGGAAAGUCGAUUUCUUAUUCGUCCGUGGAACUUGAACUUGCUGCUAAAGAUAAAGAAAUUACUCAACUUGAAGAAAUGGUAGCGGACAAAAAUGAAACCAUCCACCUGUUGGAAAACAAGCUAACUAAACAGAAAGAUUACGAAGUGAUGAAGAAAGAACUCGAUAUGUUAAAGAUAAGCGAACUCUCCAAUCAUCUUAGUCCAGAAAACAACAACGAGGGGAAAGAAGACAACGACGCAGUUGAACCACGAGAUCUCUUAUUGUCAGAGAAAAACAAGAAUUCGGGAUCCACGUGCAAUACAACACGCACUGACUUGUCUGAAUCCACGUGCAAAACAACACACACUGAUUCGUCUGAUAAUUUUCAACUUCAGACAGAAAACUCGUUACCUCCAGGACUACAAAAUGUUGAAAUGUUUACGUCACUUCUUGGAGAAGAGAUCGUAUCGUCCUAUUCGAAACUAUUGAAAAAAGAAGAGUGUGAGUAUACAUCAAAUCCUUCAGAGACCUCUACUUCGCCAACAUUUACCGUUUGUUCUCAGCCUCUUAACUGUGCUAAACCUAAUUACCACAAGAAUUCUUCGAGGGACAGAGUGUCUCGCUGUGAUAUCGCUACUGUAGAAACCCUGCAAGAGUGCCUCCGUAUUUGUAUGGACAAAUACGCAAAUGAAACUUUGAAUACGCUGAAUAUUUCUCGUGCUAUUCGAGAGCUUUUGAGUGCCCAUAAUAUUGGACAACGUCAGUUUGCCAAGUACGUCCUUGGCUUAUCCCAAGGUACUGUCAGCGAACUUCUUUCAAAACCGAAACCAUGGGACAAACUGACGGAAAAAGGAAGGGACUCUUACCGCAAGAUGCACGCGUGGGCUUCGGAUGACAGUUGUAUUUAUAUGCUAAAGACUCUGGUACCUAGAAAAGGAAAAGAUUUUGAACUUCCAAACUGCAGGCAGGAGGAUGCUGUUACUAAGGGGCGCGUCAACCAAAUUCUGAAUGAAGCUAGACAAACCAUGUUAGCUCCCACCAAAGACAAAAAAGAGUUGGUAACUUACAAUGGAAAUAUGAGACACUCUCCUGAGUGUAAGACUGCAAAUGGAGCUCUGGAAAAACAAGAGGAAGAAAGUGAAAACCCUGACAGAGAAGGAGACAAACACUGGUCUUAUCAAAAUAACAUUUUGUAUAAACAUCAGCCAUACUUUCACAUUCCAAGGCAAGCGAAUGGUGACAUUUCUCAAGAAAGGAUUAAACGAAUCUACCAGGAAGAGUUGACUAAGCUGAUGGGCCAGAGAAUGGAAAAGGGUUUCUGUGUUCCAAAGGAUCAGUUUGAAUGUUCACAAGACGAGAUCCGUCAAGCUCUGACAAUCUACUAUCAAGAGCUGUCCAAUCUCUCACAACUGAUCCCCCACUCCAUGACAGAGCUUGCACAUUUAGGUGUAACAGCAAACCUAGUGAAUAGUUCAGUGCACUGUUCCACAUUUCCCAGUUUUUUGAACUCUAUGAAUUCGGCUCAUUCCCGUUGCAAUGCAGUCGUUGACGCAGCGACUCAACCCACUAGCUGGAGAACCAAACUAAAUGUUGGCUCUUCCACAGAGCCUGAAGAGUCUCACCAUCAUGGAAGUGCUUUUUCUCUUGUGAGACCCAAACCCGAACCUAGUAGUACAUCCAAAACACCAGUGUCUUAUCCUCUUGGAACAAACUCUUCAUCCUCUCCUUGUGGCACACUGAUAACCAUGGUUGAACCUUCAGGAUCUGUAGAGGAUCCCAGCUCUUCCGCUUCACCUCUCCAGAGAAUGCAGUCAAUCACCAACUCACUUCUAACUCAAUCAACUCUUACAAAUUCGUAUCAUCAACAGCGUCCAACCAAAUCUGUUCUAUCGCCUAUCACUCAACAGCAGUUUGACCAGUACAACAACCUCAACACAGAAGAAAUUGUUAAAAAUAUAAAAGAGCAACUCAGCCAGUUUUCCAUUAGCCAGCGGCUGUUUGGAGAGAGCGUGCUGGGACUCUCCCAGGGAUCUGUCUCUGACUUACUGGCUAGACCCAAGCCGUGGCACAUGCUGACCCAGAAGGGUAGGGAGCCUUUUGUCCGUAUGAAGAUGUUCUUAGAUGAUGAAAAUGCUGCCCAUACGCUUGUUGCAUCCCAGUAUAAGAUCUCACCAGAGAAACUAAUGCGUACAAGAUCUUACCUCGGGAUUGGUGGGACUACUUCAGGACCUGGUAAAGUACCAUCUCAACCGUCAGAUCUAAGUAUUUCUCAACAGUUACCACAGCAACAGAACCACUUCUCAUAUAAUGCCUCUCCCAUGGAGUCAUCUAGAACUCCCCCAAAAUGUUUAGAAAACCCCCCAGUUACUGUUAGCACCAGUGUAACGCAUUGUAGUACCACAACCCAUAGCAGUAGCCCAAAAAAGUUAUCUCACAACUCUCGUCCUUCGCCCUACGUGAACCCCUCCGUGUAUGAAAUAGCGGCACGGACGACGGAUCUUGACACCCAGUCCAUAACGUCUAAAGUAAAGGAGACCCUCUUGACCAACAACAUUGGCCAGAAGAUCUUUGGAGAGGUUGUGUUAGGACUAUCUCAAGGCUCUGUCAGUGAACUCUUGUCUAAGCCUAAACCUUGGCACAUGCUCAGUAUUAAAGGUCGUGAACCUUUCGUCCGUAUGCAGCUGUGGUUGACAGACCCCCACAGCGUUGAGAAACUUCAGGCUAUUAAAAACGAUAGAAGGGAAGCCAAUAAACGUAAAAGGAACGGUGGUGAUCCCCACGAAAUUAGGAACUCCUUCAAAGAAAACAACAUCUUCAGCUAUGAUCUACCACCACCAUCACCAUACUCAUCAACCAAGAAGCCACGAAUCCUUUUUUCUGAUGAGCAGAAAGAGGCACUUCGUUUGGCCUUUUCAAUGGACCCUUACCCUAGUACUGUUACCAUGGAGUUCCUGGCAAGUGAACUUAACCUUUCUGUUCGUACAGUUACAAACUGGUUCCACAACUACCGCAUGCGUCUGAAGCAACAGACAGCGCCCCCUGGCCAGCACAAUGAAUAUAAACCGAGUGACAACGGUAUCGCCACGCCUGCACUGAGAGAAACGAAUACUGGCUUUGAUCCACUCCACUUUCGGUCUUUACUGGAUGGCCGACUUGCCGAGAUCGACAAAGGAAAAAGCAAGGUUUCAAGGAUGUAUAGUACGUACAUCCAGAACGAAAACGACGGAACUCUAGAUCUGAGCAUGUCUAGUCAGCAUUUUCCGCCAGGUGGCAGCAGUAGCUGUAGCAGUUUUCAGUCUGGUCCUUUUGAAACUACUUGUAGAAGCCCCUAUGAUAAUUCAACCAAUGAUGUCAACGAAGACUCAAACUUCUCUCACGAUCGCGUGGUUUCAGAAAACAGUGACCAGGAGUCCGUGGGAGAACAACGAUCACCAUGUCCUUUUGGUCAGCAGAACAGACUAAGAGAGACACAACGUACUAGCAAGAGGAGGAAACCCGCUAUGCCCCAGUGGGUGAAUCCAGAAUUAGAAUAUUCUGCUGAUAGCGAUAUCAAAAGUGAUGAUGAUGAUGAAGACACACAGCAACGUAAAGACGUCAAAGAUAAAGGGGAAAUCAUCAACGGUGUGUGUGUUCGGCAAGCAGGAGACUUUAACCUUCACUCAUUGAAACCAGAACAAGUUAUGGAAGUUAAAUUAGUUCCAGCUGAAAGAGACGUCAAUUGCGUAUCUCGGAACGAGGAAAAAACUACUUCAGAAAGAAAUAUCCGCAAAGAAGAAAAGGAGGAAGGAUCUUUUCCAAAUGAUGGCCUAAAAGUAAACGAUGUUAGUAACCAAGAAAUCAACUGUGAUAGCCAAGAAAGUAUAAACAGCUUCAAAAUAGUAGACUCGUGCGAAGAAAGAGGAAAUAGAGAAUAGGAGAGUUAAAUAUUAAAGUCGUAAAUGAAUAAGAUAUUGAACUGAUACCAGUUGAAUGUAUGAUAAAAAAUUUACUCUAAGUAUAAUUCGGAAUUAGGAUCCAAAUUCCCCAAUCGCCCUCCUCCCACCGCCUCCCAAAAAAUAGAUGUUCGUUGUUUUUUUCUUGAGCGAAGUGUACUAUCAAGUGUCCAACACAGCGCCACAAAUGUCUGAAUGUCUGUGUUUCAGUGCGCGUUCCAUUUUAAUUAUGAAAAUUACCUGGCAAUCAAAAAAAGUGAGAGAGAGAGAGAAAGAACUGACUGUUCAGCAUUCAAGGUGAUCACAAUAAGUACAUGUGAUUUUAUCCUCUUUAGCCUCGGUACAUGGCCAAAAUAAAAAAAAGGGGGAUUAAAACAAGUUGUACUUUAUUUAGAGAUUUUUAAAGAAAACACAUCCACCAAGUGGAAACACAUCUGUAAACAAUAUACGUUGUUGUUUUGAUUACUUGUCCAGAAAUUUUGGCAACGUAACGUGUUUUCCGAGUAAUAAAACUUGUGUUAUUUCCAAACGUAACGUUACAACCACAUGUAAAUAGCCUAAUAUUGUGAUCUAGAUUAGACUAGCCCAAGCCUGUGUCCAGUCUGUUUUCGUUGCUGACCUUCACUUCUUUGAAAGAAUGAUCGCUUUAGUAUUUUAAAAGGCGAUUGUUACUGUGUGUCCCAGAAAUUAUGACGUAGUCAAAGUCCCGCAGCCUAUCACGUGCUACACUCUCUGAUGUUACAUAAAUCUCUUACGCUAUCCUUGUAUUUGCGCUAUUUUAUACGGAAUUACUUUUUGAUACACUUUACCAAUUUAAAAGCGAUAGAAACUCUUUGACCAAGUGCAAAAUAUUCGAAAAGUUUGUUACAUUUUGUUUGUUUUUCCUUUAUUUCCAUUAAACAGUUCUGGAAAUAUAGCGUUAUUAUUACAUUUGUUUGGAAAUGUAGUGAAAAUAAAGGGGUGGUAAAGAGGUAAUUAUGAAACCAACACAUAAAAUUAGUAGUGCAAUCUCAACCUAUAAACUUUAUUUCUCUGUUAUUGUAUGUGUAUGAUUCAACAUCUGUAGGCCUAACCUGUUUAAUGUUGGGUCACUGCACUUAUCUUGUAGGGAAGGAAGGUAAAUUGGAUGAUACGGGAAAUUCGAUGUGCUAUCUUUAUUGAAUAACGACUUUUUUAUUACAGUGCCUCUCUAAAAUUAUCUAUAAAUAUUAGAAGGUAAUUUUUCAAUGCAAUGUAGCCCAAAGUAAAAAGUACUAGUGACUAUAGUUUUAUUUUAAAAUGGUGCAUUGUAAUUGUCAGAUUUCUCAUUGUUAAUUCCUUCGAAUGGGUAUUUCAAGUAUGCUAUAUUUUACAUUUUAAUUACAAAUCCCAUUACGGAAAACGUAAUUUUUUGUUAUUUUAACCUAUUUGAAAAUAUUGUUGUGCAUUGUAUUCAAUUAAGGAUAUGCUAACUAUACUUACUAUUCAACUACCGCGUGCGGUUUUUGAAUAUUGCUGCCUUUCUAGAAUUCUGUAAUAUACAUUAAUUCUUGCUGUUCAUCCACGUUUUUCUGAUAUCCUUCUAUCAAAAUGCACCUUUUUUACCACUGUAUAUGUGUGUCGGUUUAUUGUAGAUUUCGAUCUCUUAUUGGUAAUUAUACAUUCAAAAAUAGGUGUGUAAUGAUUUUAAAGCAAAAUCUUCGCCUUUCAGGGGGCUAUUUUUACUCGUGUUUUCUUCAACUUGUCUUAAAAGUUUGCUUUGAAAAUGAAUGCUUGUAUGUUUGAUAUUAAAAUUCAUAUUGCUAUUUUUAUUCCACCUCAUGACAAAUAAAGUUGGAUUUUCUUCUUCAGUGGGAACUAUA
Limulus polyphemus (Atlantic horseshoe crab) is the source of this 5978-nucleotide messenger RNA. RefSeq names its product homeobox protein cut-like. Gene Ontology annotation, molecular function: DNA binding; DNA-binding transcription factor activity, RNA polymerase II-specific. The record is from RefSeq and is a predicted model, not a curated record. Bases 73 to 4119 code for a protein of 1348 amino acids. The transcript has 12 exons. Gene Ontology annotation, biological process: regulation of DNA-templated transcription. NCBI's taxonomy places the organism in Eukaryota, Metazoa, Arthropoda, Merostomata, Xiphosura, Limulidae.